AUGGCGGGGGUGCUCGCGCCGAGCCAAGCUGGAGCCACGCCCAACCGCCUAAAGCGCAAGGCCCCCGAAUCUUCCGACGCCGCCACAACCUCCACCUCCGCAGGAGAGGACGAGGCGGCGGCGGGGCUGGAGGAAGAGGUCGAGGACCUGGAGAGGGAGGUGGCCGAUCUGGGCCGCCGCAUACUCGAGCACCGCCGCGACGCCGCCACCCGCUUCCUCGACGCCACAGUGUCGCGCCUCGCCGCCUUCCGUCCGACCGCCUGCCCGGAAGUUCCAGGUGAACAACAGUCUGUGGCUGGAACCUCGCAUGCCGAAGCUCACCAAGAUAAGCUUGAAAAGCUAAAGAUCUUCAAAUCGAAGACUGAGGCUAGCAUUGCAGCUAUGCCCAAGGUCUUGAAGAAAAUGAACAAGUGUGUUGCUCAGAUGGAGAAGCUGGAGAAGCUGAAUAUACAUCCUGUUUUCCAAAGAAAACGGUAGCAGUUAACAUUGAUAAUGUGAUUUUUUUUGUUUUAUGCAUUAUUUAUGAGGUUGUGGGCUCACACGGCAAGUGUACCAUCUGCAACAUCUUGGUGUUGAAAUAGCUUGAUUCAGUAGUGUUUAGCAAGAGAUCGUUUACUGACAGAGCAUCCAUCGUUGCAGUAGUGGUUAGCAAGAGAUCUGCAACAUGUUGUCUAGAUGUAUUUAAUAAGGAAGCGCUGUGUGUAGUUACCACUUCAGAUUGUACUCUUGCUUACCAAGUUGUUUCUGAUCAUUUAUGUGACAUGCAACGAGCUGCUGUGCAGUGGCACACUUCCAUUU
This is a messenger RNA of Lolium rigidum, 798 nucleotides long. RefSeq lists its product as uncharacterized. The record is from RefSeq and is a predicted model, not a curated record. Lineage: Eukaryota; Viridiplantae; Streptophyta; Magnoliopsida; Poales; Poaceae. The coding region runs from base 1 to 477 and encodes 158 amino acids. The transcript is spliced from 2 exons.